This is a messenger RNA of Xenopus tropicalis (tropical clawed frog), 614 nucleotides long. Its product is annotated as coiled-coil domain-containing protein 77. The record is from RefSeq and is a predicted model, not a curated record. The coding region runs from base 33 to 311 and encodes 92 amino acids. Lineage: Eukaryota; Metazoa; Chordata; Amphibia; Anura; Pipidae. The transcript is spliced from 3 exons.
GUCCCACAGACGCCCUGAGAGAAAAGGAUUUAAUGGAACGUUCAGAUAAGGUGGCCAAGCGGCUGCAAUUGAUGGCGCAGAGAUACGAGGCUCUGGAGAAAAGGCGCAACAUGGAGGUAGAGGGCUAUAAGACUGACAUCAAGCUGCUGAGACUGCGGUUAAAGGAUGUAGAGAAGCAACUAUUCAAGGUGACGCUGAACAUCGGGCCAGACCAAGAUCUUGCUAUUCUGGAUGCAGUGCGGCAAGGCAACAAAAAGACACAAAAAUUUCAAGGGGAACUGAGCCUGGAGAAUGAACUGAGAAUCGGAUAGAGCACAAGGGAGACUGACGGAGCUGCCACACUAAACAAGGAGCCACAGAUAAAGGUCUACCCUGGCUCUACCUCUAGGAUUAUAUAGUGUGUUCGGCCCAGGAAGGAAGAAUAUUGGUGGCCAUACACGUUGCCAAGCGAGCUGAUCUUCUCCCGGUAUCCCCACCUACGGGUGGGUUAUAUCGGGCGAAUUCAGGCUUAUUAGAACAAGGGAUAUUAGAACAACGGAUCAAGUACAGUACCUGUACUUGAUCCCAACUAAGAUAUAAUUACCCCUUAUUGGGGGCAGAACAGCCCUAUUGGG